Messenger RNA from Staurois parvus, 337 nucleotides. The record is from the annotation of a GenBank genome assembly. NCBI's taxonomy places the organism in Eukaryota, Metazoa, Chordata, Amphibia, Anura, Ranidae.
CAUCACUGAUGGGCACUGAAAGGCAGCACUCAUAUAUGGCACUGUUAGGUGGCACUGACUGGCACUGUUAGGUGGCACUUAUAAGCGACACUGACGGGCACUGAUAGGCAGCACUGACUGGCAUUGAUGGGUGACACUGAAAGGCAGCUCAGAUGGGCACUGGCAAGUAGCAUGGAUGAGCACAGAGCUAGCACUGAUGGACACUGACAGGUGGCGCUGCUGGGGCUACACAGAUCAUCAUGGCACGCUGAUCAUCACUGUCAACGUGACAGCUCGUGAGGAGAGAAAUGCCGAUAACCGGCAUUUCCCUGUUUACAUGUGAUCAGCUGUGAUUGGA